Fusarium odoratissimum NRRL 54006 is the source of this 2569-nucleotide messenger RNA. RefSeq lists its product as uncharacterized. The record is from RefSeq and is a predicted model, not a curated record. Gene Ontology annotation, molecular function: oligopeptide transmembrane transporter activity. Gene Ontology annotation, biological process: transmembrane transport. Bases 99 to 2453 code for a protein of 784 amino acids. Lineage: Eukaryota; Fungi; Ascomycota; Sordariomycetes; Hypocreales; Nectriaceae. The transcript has 8 exons.
UUGACUCUGCAGCCCAGAUAAUUUGAGCCAACUGUGGAUUGUUACACAAACGACAUCAAACCCCUCUUUACCAUUACCAGGAAGAGGACAGCUCAAGCAUGUCGUCCACAAAUGUCGAGCCCAAGGGGCCUCACGGCCCCGAGGAUACCUUCGAGACCUCGGUCUUCCCUGUCCCUAGCCCGACGGACAUCGAUGAGAAGAGUGACGCAAAGAACGCUGUUCUUGGCCCCGAGGUUCACGAUGCAUCCCAUACCGAUGAAAGCGACAGCGAUAGCAAAGAUGCCAUUAUUGUUACCGGUGCUGAUGCCUCUCGCCACUUGCUCCCGAUGAGAGACGACCACGAUAGCGCUUUGACGUUCCGAAGUAUUCUUUUGGCCUCCGGCCUUGCUUGUUUCCAAGCUGUCAUGUACCAGAUCUACACUUUCAAACCCACCAUGAUCACCAUCCAGGGUACCUUUAUCGUCCUUAUCUCCUACUUCAUCGGCAACGCUUGGGCCUUUGCCCUCCCCCGCGGCGACAACUUCGAAGCUCGAUGGAGAGCCAAGGGCAACACUGGUUCACUGCCCUUCCUGAUCAAAUUCAUUAAGUUCAUCAACCCUGGACCUUGGGGUCUCAAGGAACACGCCAUCUGUGCCAUCACAGCCACCUCUGCAUCUAAUGCCGCUGCAAGUGUUCAAGUAUUUGCGGCUCAGGAUCUCUUCUACAACAUGCCGUUGAGCCCAACUACUGUUAUUCUGAGUACCAUUUCUAUUGGUCUGUUCGGUUAUGGUCUCUGCGGUAUUAUGCGUCCAGUUGCCGUCUGGCACGUCGAUGCUGUCUUCUGGAGUAACUUACCAACUGUCAAGACUCUCCAGGGUCUCCACUGGCAGGAGGUCAAGGACUCUAAGCCUCUUCGAGUCUUCUGGUACAGUUUCGGUGGCAUGUCCCUUUAUGAGUUCUUCCCUGCCUACAUCUUCCCCUGGCUCAACUCAGUCUCGGUUCCUUGCUUGGCUGCCAUGAAGGCGACCGGAAACACUGCCAAGAACCUCACCCGUGUCUUUGGUGGCGCUACUAACAACGAGGGUCUUGGCCUCUUUAGCGUUUCUCUGGACUGGCAAUAUAUUACCUCUUUCAACACCUCUCUUCCUCUGCCCCUACAAGCUCACAUGGCUGUUGGAUUCGUGGUCUGCUAUAUCGUCAUGGCUGGUAUCUACUACGGAGAUGGUUGGGGAGCCAAGUCCCUGCCUUUCAUGUCUACUCGACUCUUGUUGGCCAAUGGUACUACCUACCCCGUUGCUGAGGUUUUCGAAGGCGGAGUCCUCAACGAGUCACGCCUGUUGGAGUUUGGUCUUCCCAGAUUGACUGGUACCUUCGCUUACGCCAUGUUCAUGGCCAACGCUGCUAUCGGUGCUCUCAUCCUUCACUGCAUCCUCUUCUGGGGCAAGGACGUCGUCAAGGCUUUCAAGAGCGCCAGGGAAGGACGAUAUGACGACCGCCACCACGAGCACAUGGCCAAGCACUACAAGGAAGCUCCAUGGUGGUGGUAUGUCACUGUCCUCGUGGGAAGCUUUGUUCUCGGCUUGAUCGUCGUCAUCAAGGAGAACAUUACUCUCCCUGCUUGGGCUUACGUGGUCUCACUCAUCAUGGGUUCCAUCAUUGCACCAGUCAGCACUCUCCUUUACUCUCGUUAUGGAAACGGUAUUGCGACCAACAACCUUUCCAAGAUGAUAGCUGGUCUUAUGCUUCCUGGCAAGCCUGUCGGUAACAUGUACUUUGCUGCAUGGUCUCACAACGUCAUCUCCAACGCUGUCAACCUGUCUGGUGAUCUCAAGAUGGGCGAAUAUCUCAAAAUCCCUCCUCGUGUCAUGUUCCUCACUCAAAUCUGGGGAACUAUUCUUGGUGGCUUUAUCAACUACGCUAUCAUGAUCAGCAUCGUCGGCAGCAACCGAGACCUCCUUCGUGACGGCGAUGGUAACUCGUCCUGGAGUGGUGCUACCAUGCAAUCUUACAACACCAACGCAACCUCUUGGGCUCUUGCUGGUUAUCUUUACAAGCUUGGUGGUACUUAUGAGCUCGUUCCUUUCGGUCUGCUUGUUGGUGCCGGUUUGGUUGUGCUCCACCGAAUCUUUUACAAGUUUUACCCCAAGAUCAAGAACUUUGACGUUGCCGAUGUCAACUUCCCCCAGUUCAUCCAGUUCGCUGGUUAUAUUCCUUACAACCAGAGUCAGACUUGCGUUAUCCUGAGCCAGAUUCUCUCCGGCUUCUUCGUCCAGUUCUACCUCCGAAACUACCGACCUCGCAUCUUCAGGGACUACUCUUACCUUGUCACUGGUGCUUUUGACGGUGCCAGUCUGACAGUCCUCUUCAUCCUCUCUUUCGCCGUGUUUGGAGCUGGUGGCCCAGGACAUCCUUUCCCAAGCUGGUGGGGAAACAACGUCAAUGGCAAUUAUGAUCUUUGCCCUGUCCCUGAGUAGUCGAGAAGUACUCAAAGUUUUGGGUCCGGUGGUCUGGAAAUGUGCCUGGAAUUUGCCUGUGCAUUGUUUAAACUCGUACUUUAGCCUCUGUACCUUAUACCCCAGCUAGCUAUUUC